GACUCGACUCGUUAGACCUCACCUACUGAAGCUCUGCGGAGUGCUGACUGAACUCUGAUUAGACAUCGAGAACAACUCAGUUUAUGGAAGGGUUAAUAAAUAUGUGAAAAAUGGCUGACGAAGUGUGGAAGAUUAGAGAAGACGGAUAUUUAGAUUUAGAAGUGGACUGUAAUAGGAUUACUUAUCAUCCAAAUCUGAACAUAGUUCUUGUUUUAUCCAAGUUCUCCGAGGUUCUCAUUAUAGACGUGAAUUCAGGAUUGCUGUUGCAAAGAACUUUUUUAUCAGCAAACCACAAUGGACAAUUGCAAGCCACAUACCUCACGGGCCUGGACAAGAUUCUAUUCAUAGACGAGCAUGGUGUGGGUGUGCGAGCCAAUUAUAAUGGAGUUUUGCUGCUUGACACCAUACUACAAACUCCCAUAUCUAGGCCUGAUGAUGUUGUACGGUUGGAGUUGCUGGUCUCAGAGGCUGUGGUACUUCAACAGACGUUAGUGUCUAUGGACCUGCCUGGCGUGGAACAUCGGUCCGAGGUUGUCACAGCGUUAACAACCCAGAUUGCACUAGCCAAUACAAGGCCUAAGAAAGGGACAAAAGCACACAAGUGGAACACUAUCUGCCUGGAGCUGCCUCACUGUUACCUUAAGUGGGUGUGUUCCGGACUGGUGUCGGAGCUGAAGCGACAGAACCGCCACAUUCCUGCUCUGGCCAUCGCGAGUGCAGUCAAUGAACGACUUAACUCUCUGCUGCCUACCAAUGCGGAGGGACAACAGGUGGACAGGACACUAAUGUUCAGUGAAGCUAUGCGACGUCAGACAUUCUCCAAGUGGCCUCACAUGAACUACAAAUGGGCACUGCCAGAUCAGAUGGCUCAGGCUGGGUUCUAUCACCAGCCCAACUCUGCCGGUGAUGACCGAGCAAUGUGCUUCACUUGCACUGUUUGUCUUGUUUGUUGGGAGCCCACAGAUGAACCUUGGUCAGAGCAUGAGAGGCACUCCCCGUCGUGUCCGUUUGUGAAGGGAGAAUACACACAGAACGUGCCAUUAUCAGUCUCGUACGCCACUGCCCCGGCUGUACAUACUGACCAGCCAAUGGAGAUACUUGGUACAUCAUCAGUCCAGGAACUGAUACCCACUGCAUCUCCCAACGGCAGUGUCAUCAUAUGGAACUGCUCACGCCAGCUCAAAAUUGAAGUGAAAAUAGCUGUGAUGGGGAAACCCAGCAUUUAUUCUGAUAUUAUGAGGAAGAAAGAAGCUUGGGCUGAUCAGGAAGUUGUUGAAAUACCUCUCUCUGAUCCAUCAAUGGAGAGUGAGGUAAGAGUGGGAGCUGUGAGUGUGGUGGGAGGUCCUAGUGAGGUAGACUAUGUCAGACCUGCUCUGAUAGCUGGUAUCAGUAGAGGUAAACAGACAGCAGUCUCUCCCCGGGUCAGAGCUAUGAACAACAUGAACAGUGGACUGGCCGUUGACAUCAUGAAGGUAGCUGAAAGCAAGCCUGCUGAGAGGCAACUGUAUCUUGUGGUUUAUGAUUUUCACUACCGCUAUCAGAGCAAUAUGAUCAAUGGCAACAGAGAAGUGGACAACAACACUAAGACUUUGUUGUCAGGGACAGGCACGAGUGCAUCAAGGCAGGAAAACAGCAACUUGUACCCAGAAAUAUUUCUGUCCAAAUUUCUGUACACGAGUCCUGUACUGCAUGAUGUAGAUUCUGCUGAUGUUGUUUAUCAAACACAGGACAUUCUUGUUGGCGAUAACUUCACAGCUCCAUCUUCUUCAUCAGGUAUCAGUUGUCCAGUGCCGCUUGGUGUGGCGGUUCCAACAGCAGGUGGUGGCACGUUCGACACUUCUAUGGCCAUCAACGAGGGGCUGGAAGUGUUUCCAUCCACCUCUAAUGGCUCCAGUCAACUAGUGCCCAAGAUCGUAGAACGAGAUUCCAAGUCUGACGCAAUCAGUGACCUUUCCAGUGUAGAAAACUCAAAUGGUGUUCUUGACACUAGUUCUUUUUUAGCUCAAGAACCAGUUCCAAUACAAUCGGUUAUCGUGGACACUUUCAACCAUGACUUAUAUGUGUCUGAACUACACCCCACAAAAGACGGACAGCAUCUGUUGGUGGUAUUGAGGAGUGUUAACAGUGUGACUAGUGGGAUGUUGUUGUUGUACAAGUUGAUCCUGAGUGAACCAUCAGUGAUGUUGGUGGAGACCCCGGUGUGUGUGAAGGUGUUACAGACAGAAGUGGUAUCACUGACAUUGCUACCUCUAGAGGGAGAGUCUACAGCCAAUCCACUGGGAGUAGCUGCUGUAGUCACUCACAGUGGCCAGCUCAUGCUCAUUGACAUCGCUACCCUCGACAUCAAAGCUUGUGCCACUCAUAAAGAAAACAUUCAAUUUGUUUCUGUUACUUAUUGCAAUAGUUUGGAAAGAGUGUGUGCAGCUUCGGAGAAAGGUUCCUUGCAUUUCUUUACCCUCCACGAUGAAGACUUGGUCAGGUCAGAAGAGAACACUUUUGAAAAUUUGGAAAGCAAUUUCUACUCUCCAAAGCAGUCUCCAAAAGAUUUCCCUCUGCUAGUCAAUGCCUCCGAGUUGGACUUGUCAGCACUCUAUGAGCUUACCAAGUUUGAGAACCUUGUACCUUGUUUCGCUGCCACUUUGCCUGCAUGUUGGGCUGAGCUGAUGCAGGCGCAGAAGCAACGCAGACACCCGCAGCACCUGCAGCACGCAGACGACGUUCACCACACCCGAUCUUGGCGUCUACAGCAUGACCUAACAAGCUGGGAUGAGCACAUUUUUGAGCUGACUCUGCCUCGUAGUGUGUGUGUUGGACAUGUAGACCUCAAGUUUUCUCUUCAUGCACAAUGUCAGUCCCCACCAAACAUUCAGUUUACUUUGCUCAAACAAAAUGCCUCUGGCAUUGGCAAACUCUCAGACAACUCUACUGAUGUGGAUGCUGGUGUUGACUUUAUUAUACCAACUGAAUCAGGACACAAGAAAGGAGUGUCAGUGAACCCGGUGACAACAGAGCAGUUUGCUAGAGCACACAACACAGAAAUCCUGUGUGGCCCUGUGAGUCUAGCGUCAUGUUUGGACCUAUCAGAUCAGGGAGGCACUGUCACCUUCACCAGCCCCAAGCUGUUCAAGUUCAGAGGCCGCACACUGCUGGUGCACAUCAAGAACCUGGCCAGCGGCACCUCAGCGAUUGGGCAAGAUGGAGACAAGAAGUCAAGAUACGGCCCUGGAGGAGCCUUCUGGGAGUAUAAUGGACUAGUGUUAACACCUGGCAGUACAGUCGAUAGGCUAGCCAGCAGUGUUUCAAACCAGAAAAAGGAGCACGUUGGGUGUGACUGGCUGCAUGAAAUCUCUAUUACUAUCAGGAAGACGAAACAGAUAGACAUACCUAAUGAGAGGUUGGAGAGAUGUGCCAUGUUGGAGUCUGAUGUGUUAGUAGAACAUCUGUUGUCCCUGGUGACAGGUGAAGGCAGCAAUGUACAUCAGAACAUGGCUUUGGACAUCCUAGUGUGGCUAGCCGCCAUACGACUGUCCCGGCUGCGGCCCGUACCCAGCCACCAGGUGGCCAUGAUCAACAUCAUACAGCAACACCUGCCUCAUCUCAUCACCAGCUGCUUCAUACGCGGCGAUCGCACCAUUGCACGCAAAUGUGUAAAACUCAUCAUUCUCUGCAGCGAUGGCAUGAGGAAUGCAGACGAGUCUGUGAGUGGACAGUUUGACUCAUGUCUUGUGAGAAUACUGCUCGAGACAUUGCCUACUGUUCCUCAAUGUUGGUCAGCAGCUGCCAUGCGCUGGUACUUCUCUCUGCUCACUCGUAUGGUGACUGUGGACUCCAUCGCAUCAGUGGCACACAAAGCUCUAGGCAUGCUGACAAAGGUUGCGAGCCAUUUGCACGCUAGACAGAACCCGUCUCAUCUAUUGCUACAUACUAGAUUUGGACUGUGUGGGACUCCGUUUGAACCAGAGUUGUUUGAUCAGGAGCCCCCCGCUCCAGCUAAGUUCUCCCCCACACCCCUAAUCUACACCAUGGGAGGCACCAACUUUGUGUGGGCCAAUGAUGUGGUAAAUGCCCCGUCUGGCCCCCCGCCAGUAAACAGUAGCACUCCCCUCCCUCCCCCUGGAGCUGAUGACCUCCGUGACUUACUCAAUAUUAAAGCUAAAUGCACUGGUGAAGGAAGAAGUUCUACAUCACAUAGCCAACUGAGGAGCUUAACAGCCAAUCAUCACAUGAAGGGACUGUUGGAAGUUCAGCCUCUACACUUCACCUGUCAUGCCACCAGCGAUGGAACAAAAUUAGAGAAGAUGGACAGUGGUGAAGCAGGAAAUAAGGUAAUAAGUGAAGCAAUAGUAAACUACUUUGAAGCACCACCUAUCUCUCCAAUAUCACCACCGGUUGUUUCCAACCACGUGGAUAGCAAUGGGCCCAAGAAAGUUACUGAAAACAAUCUGGAACGGCUGCCGUGGCAGCAGUUGGUGAUGGCUCCUCCACAGCAUAUGCUGGUUGUAGAGAGGAUGCACAGCGGUGCUCGUAGGUUUGUAGUGCUGGACCUAGGCUCACCUGUGCUACUGACCGACCUGUACGUCCCUGCGUGUCCUGACUUGCUGUCUCUAUCCAUCGACCUGUGGACAGUGGGGGAGGACACGGAUGCCAGACGUCUGGUAGUGGCUCCUGACAUCACCACUAAGACAUUGAUCAUGAAUGACAUUACACCACCUCCAGUUGUCAGGUUUAUCAAGAUUACAACUAUUGGCAGGUAUGGAAUGAAUACAACUAAGUGCAAAAUACCAAUAGGAUGCUUUUAUGGUCAUCUUAUUGUUUUACCUGGUGAUGAUUAUGCGGAAAAGAAUAAUCAGGUUCCCCAGAGUACAAAUAUUCAGAACCAACUCAGCGUACUGAGUGCAUUGUUUGAAGAUAUCCAGUGCCGCUACUCUCUAGCUUGCUCCAAGCUGCAGGACCUUCUGUCGCCUCUACUGACUGCUGAGAUAGCCAAUGUCUCUCACAUGCACCACUACCUGCGUCGUGGAUCUGAACUGCUCAAGCCAUCGACUUCCAAAAUAACCACUGCUUAUCAGGAGUGCAUCACAUACCAGCACCAGUUGAACAGUGUGCGCAGUGUGAUGCGAAGACUGGGCAGCAGCUCCGAGCCUCCUGACCCAAACAACGCUCUCACUACAGCCUGCACAGACAAACUGAGAGUGUUGGGUGAAAACCUUCUGGACCUUCUACUCUUCCUGGUCUAUGAUGCUGUCUGCAUGCCCAAGUCUGUGUGUGGGCGCCUGGACCAGUCCAUGUGUGAGCAGCUGUUCCAUUGGCUAUGUGUGGGAGAGGAAACUCGUACGCAGCUGGCAACGUGUACACUGCUGGUCCGCAUAUGUGGCCUACAGCCCUGGUGGGGAGACUUCCUUGUCUCAACACUCACCAACCUCUACAGCUCCAACCAGGUCAACAUCUUUCCUCAGGACAGAGUGUUCAUUCUGCUGGUAUACCUGGGUCGCAAGUCACUGUGUGGAGGUGCUAGUCGCAGCACUGUGAUAGACUCUGUGCUCAAGACUCUACUGAUGCAGCUCACUCCCUUGGCUCUCACCAAUCUUUCUCCGGGGUUCCUGCAGUCUAACAUGGAUCUACCUCUCAUCAGCUGGCUAUUGCUCUUCUUGUCCCAGUGCCUAGACUCCACACCAAAUUCAAGUGAAGAAACUCAGGACAAAUCUAAAACUGACAAAGAAAUGUCAGCAGGUAGAUGGGACUUCCUGCAAGGAGAGUUGUCCAUGCAGCGUCGUAUGAGUGUAGUGGGCCACUGUACUGCAGGGCGUGGAUACCGUCGCAAGCUGCAGAAGAAACUGAUGCACCACAAGCAGCAGCUAGAGGAUCUUGAAGUGGCUAAGAAGGCCUUCCAGGCAUCCACUCAGGUCAGUGGCUUGCCUCAUGGCCUUAAAACAAAGGCUUUGUCAGCUCUGUCGACCCAAGCUGCAAAGCUCUCAUACAAGUUAGAAAACGCCCUCAAGCAACAGGAACAAUUUCUGAAAAAAUCAGUGAAGCAGCAGGCUUCAACGUCCAAGAUGAAAGAGAGUGUAUCAGAGAGUCGCAGGUCCAAGGAUGAUGCAGGGUCUAGUAGUGGCAGCAAGCAUGUUGCUAGUGAGAACAACGUCCCAUUACUUCCCAGAGCUCACUGUCUGCCUGUAGCUAGGGCACUCACUGCCCUGCUCCUACACAUGGACUACACUUGUAACCUUGAUACAUUUCUGCUCACCUGCAAAGUUCUAGCCAGAGUGACACUGUGGACCAGGCCUAGUUUGACCAUAGGAGAGGUGAUAAGUGAGGACCAACUGUCAGGUCUUGUGAGACUGGCUGUCAACUCUAGUCAACACUCCACGCCCUGGGUGUGCCACGCCAUCACCUGUCUGUUGCAGGACAUGCUCCAAGGAGGGAAUGGAAAUAAAACAAUUAGUCCUGAGCCGAGUUCGGUGGAAGAAGAGCCAGAGCAUGAAAGUGUGAGAGAAGAAGAAGCUCAAGCCUCUAGUAACAUGAGCGAGAUGGAUGACGACUUUGUGCCGAUGCCUGAAUCUGACGAUAGUGCUGCUUCACCAGGUAUGCCUUCAAUAAAAAUAAAGAUAAACUCUAACUUCCCACUUCCUUCACUGUUAGAAUCCGAUGACAGCGAGUUAGAAGAUCUCUUAGAUGAUAUUUUAGAACGAGGACGCAACCUUACAAAAAAAACACCUGCUGCCAGAGUUCCUUUAGGAAUAGCCACUAAUGUGUCAACAUCCCUGGACUCAAGGCUUGAGUAUGGUGUAGACACUAAUGCAGAAGUUACUGUUCGAAGAAUGACAAUUCAUGGAGCUUACACACUACCAAUGAGUGUUAAUGCGCCCAUAGCAGGCCCUCAGACUGUAUCAAUGGCUGUAGGGAGCAGCUCCCCCUCUCGCUGGGAGGAGCCUCUGACUGCUCCAUGGCAGCAGCCUCAACCAGCCUGUGAUCAACCAAGCAGUGUGGACAUGCUCAGGAACUGCUUUGAUGGCAUCUUCCUAGACCUGCUCAACAAGGACAAAGACACCAGCAACCUGGAGUUGGUGCUGCAGUUGUGGCUGACAUUGAAUCUGGACAACCCUCUGAUACGAGGCGACAGUCGAGCGUUGAUGCUUCCAUCAUACCUAUAUUUGCUCUCAGUCCACCAAUCCACAGGAUCAACUGCAAAACGUAGGCCGUCCAAGGUCAGUGAGGACGCCGGAGAACGUGGAGCGAGUGCGACAAGCUGUGCUAACGAGCCCGCAUCGCCCGGCGCAUGGACAAGCUGCUGCUCUUGGCAUGUCGGGAGUAUCAGUGAGUGCUGGUGUCUGGCGUUUCAGACUCUCUCCUUGAUAUCAAACCUUCCCAGCGACCACACAGACAACAACCUCAACAACACACUGCAGCGCAUGGCUAGUGUCAUUGUUACAAAUGUCAACUUUCCAAAACUACUUCUAGCCUUCCUCUCCAGCUCACAGAUCAAAGGAUGUGCUGGGGUGUCGGUUUGCCAGAGCCUACAUGAAAUGCUGGUGAGACUAGAGAUGCGUUGUGAUGUGGUGUCCAGUGGCAGUGAGCUGGGUUGUCAGUUCAAGCUGCUGCUCCUGCGAGUGUUUGAUCAGCUGGUGAGACCCAGUGGUGCCAUCGCUCUACAGCAAGGUCCUCUCGACGCUCAGGCCAAGCUGGUGCAACUCAUGCUGCAUCUCGACUUCACCAACACCGACGUCAACACUGCUGCUAGUAUACUGAAUGCUGUCUCUGUCCUUGUCCACUCGUACAUGAUGAGUGGAGAGAACAUUCGGUGGCGCAGCAUGAUGGAGAAUGGCCUGAAUCUGAGUGGGCUGUUGACUAGUGGCGCUACGGUGGCCAGUGCUGGAACCAGCAAUAACAGUCGGCAGCGGCCUGCAUCCUGGGACCUGCUAAUCAUAGGAGUUAUACGUCUGGUGACCAACUUGCUGCAUGUGCCACUAGAGGCUCCUCAGCCUAGCCAGACAGACGAGCACAAGGCAGCCAACACUAGACCUCCCUGUGUAGCUGACAUGGUGGUACAAGAUGAUAGCACCAUGAACUGCCUGUUAAGCUCUCUGGGCAUGUCCUCACCGGCCGCCAUAGCUGACUCUUUAGAGCCUUCCUCUGUAGGACAAGCUGUGUUCCAGCUACUCUCCACAUUAGCCCGUAAAGUCACCUCACCAAAGUUCAUUCUCAAGCCAGUUGUUUCGUAUAUUGCCAGACACAACAGCGGGUUGUCAGAGGGAUUGUUGUCGCUGGUGCUGCGUGUUCUGGAUGGUGCAGAAGCUCUACAGGAAUGGUUGUCUCUGGGAGCUGUGGAGGUGGUGUGUGAUAACCUGGUGAGAACCAGUGAUGGACCUAGCACAGUGUCUGUAGUCAUGCAACACCUCAGUCUGCCAUUGCCACUGCCACCACACAACAAGAAGACUGCGGACAUAGCCUCUGGUCUGCUCAACUUUGCUCCAUUUGGUUGUAUCAGCUCCAGCAACCCCACAGCCCAACCUGCUGAUGUGUUGAUACAGUCCACUCCACCACACAGGAGGGCCAGGGCUCCUGCAUGGUCGUAUCACUUCUACCCUGACGAGAGCUGGGUGGAGGUGACUAUCACCUUGCCUUGUGCUGUACUGCUCAGAGAGGUCCACCUCCAGCCUCACCUCACCUCACUGGCCACAUGCCCCAGCGCUGUGGCUGUGGAGGUGUCCCCAGAUGGACGUAGCCCAUUGGUACCUGUCAGUCUACCGCUAGACUCCAGUGGCCUUACUUUCAUCCGUCUGCAGCUACCUCAGCCCGAGGUGGUGACUACAGUGUUGUUGAGGCUAUACAAGCCUCGUGACUCAUCUAACAUCGGCCUGUCUCAGAUACGACUCUUGGGCAACACCACCUUCAACGACCCCACUGCCUCCGACGACACGGACCAAACCACUGUUAGUUACAAGAGCAACAGCAGUAUGGUGUGGAUACGGCUGCUGCACCACUGUAUGACAGUGUGUGGGGAGUGUGCGCUGCAGACUGCAGUGAUCAGUUCUGCAGUCAAGGUGGGCCCUGCACUGCUGCAGGCGUGCUGCGGACUAUUGCAGGCUCCCACACCAGCACUAGAGCAUGUGUUGUACACUCUGGGCACUCACCAGCCUGACCUGGGCCUGCAGACUAUCAAUAUACUGCUCAAUACACACACCUCUCAAGGGGGACUGUCUGGUGGGGUCAACUCUGUUGUUGAGUUGUUAUACCUGUUGUGUACCACGCGGGACUCUCACACACAAGAGCGUGUACAAGCUGUGCUGUCGUGGCUGUUGUCCAUAGCAUCACAAUCCAGACCUGCUUCUGCUACCUACAUACAGUGUGUGGCUGCCAUACUAUGGGCCAAUCCUGACCUGGCACACCUCGUCACAGACCAACUCUUCAGUGCUGUGUACGAGUGGACAAUGAGUUUGGAGGCGAGGUCUGCACUGAAGCGAGGUGUGGACAUACUUCUCUGCUCCAUGUGCUACAUCAAGCCUGUGUUGUUUCCAACUCUCUUGCAGAGAAUGGGGGUUCUUGUGCCCAUAAGGUCUACCAGUCAUGCGGCAUCCAUCACUGAUGAUAGGAAGGAUGGAGAGAGCCAGGAGCAGGACAUGUCAGAGUGGUAUGACCAGCUAGUACUGCAAGAUCUACAACAUCUGCAGUUGUCUGAGAGUCAGCUGAUGACAGUAGCAGUAGCCUGUCAGUCUCCUCCCGCCACCCUGCAACUGCUGGACUCAGGACUGCCGAACCUGCUCACCAACACAAUCCUUGAGUUUAGUACUCGGAAACAUUCAGAACGGCGAUGUAGCAAGCAAAGUAACCAGUCAAGACUGACGGAUUCAGAUAAAGCUAGCGGACGCAACCAUGUAAUUAAAGAAGGUAACCGACCCAUGGUCCAGCUGGAAAUGGUCUCUAGUAUCCUCCGCUUCUUCGCGGAAGUUUGUUCAGAAGGCAACAUGAGGGACUGGCUGGGGUCAUCAGAAGGCUCAGUGUUCUGGCUACCUCUCCUCACCCUGCUCUGCACAAGGACUGCAACCAACUCCAGGUGUGAGAUGAUGUCAGAGUCCUUCAACACAUUAGAGACAGCCACAGUAAAGUUCCUGUCCAGGUGUUGCUGGUGUCAUCCGACCAAUCAGAAGCUAUUGGCUGUUGUUCUGUGCAAUGUCAUUAGUCAACAGCGUACACAAGGAGAGAUGGGCAUCUCAGGUGUUACUCGUCGACUGGUGCUUCAGUUGCUACUAGAAAGUGAGAAGAUUGAAGUGUGUGUGCGUGGGGUGGGGGUGAGGGGGGGAACUGUGCCUACUGGCCCCACACAUCCCCGCUACGGUGUGGGGCACAACAAUCACCUGCUCUACCUCAGUGUCCACACCACCGUAGCUGACAUCAUCAAGCUGGUCUCUCACUGUGGGGCUGCAGGCAAUGUCAACAAGGCCCAAGAGCCUCUAGUCAGCAACGACUCACUCAGAGAGACACUGUGGUCGGAGGUUUCUGAGCAGCUCUUUGUAGCAGCAGGGGUCACUGCCAAGGACAAGCGGAUUAAAGAUGCAAAAAAUGUCAUUGCCACCAUUUUCAAGGACAAAGUAUCUUCACAGUCCAACAAGAAGGGUCAGAGCUCUUGUGCUACAUUGACAGACUUGGCUUGUGGUGAGGGACUGCAGCACUCGGAGCUGUCCAAUGUCAUACUGCCUGGAGCUCUGACACUGUCUCAGCUGCUCACCGUACUGGACCAGAGAACAGUGUCUCUCAGCUCUCCUUGUAUGGACCUCACACUAGUUCAACUCUCAACCAAAGAGGGGAGUGACAUGGGAGAGCUGCUGUUGUCAACUGAGCCAUUCCCCAGUGCACUUCAGGUGUUUACCCAGCAAGGAGGUCUAGCUCUGCUGGCUGAACAUCUGCCCUUGGUGUAUCCUGAGACUCUGAUGUACUUCCGCACUGCCACAACCCACCAGCCCACUCACCAGCCUUCCCAUCAGCCCACCACAGCGGAUCAGAUAGACGCUGACUGGGUUAAGGUGGAGGCCAGUGAUGACAUCUACGAGGAUGUGGAGGAGAGUAUGGUAGCUCCCUACAUGAGUAGCCAGGGAGGUAAGCACAAUGAGGCCAGUAUUCCUACAGUACCACUGCACUCUCUAGCAGCCUUUGGUCUGUUCCUGCGACUACCAGGAUAUGCUGAGGUGCUGCUGCGAGACAAGCGCAAAGCUCAGUGUCUGCUGCGAUUGGUGCUGGGAGUGUCCGAUGAUGGAGAGGGUGGAGAUAUAAUGAGCAACCCAGUGUCCAGCUCACUGCCCACGCUGCCAUUUGAAGUGCUACGUCAAUUGCUAGAGUCAACUCCCCUUAGCACAGACGACGGUGUUCUGCUGAGGAGGACAGCCCUGGACCAAGGAGCUCUUCACUUGCUGUUGUCUUGUCUGGCUGUCUUUACUCACCAGCCCCACGAGUCCGUCCUGCCGGGGCUCACCAGCUUAUUGAAGACUUUACCGCAGACACGCAACAAGUCGGAUGACAAGUCACAUCUAUACUGGGCCAAGGGGACAGGAUUUGGCACUGGCAGCACCACACAGAGCUGGAAUGUAGAGCAGGCUCUCAGUAGACAGCGCAGUGAGGAGCAGCAUGUCACUGUCCUGCUACAGGUUCUGUCUACGUACAUCAACCCAGGAGGAGUGGUGAAUGCAGACAGAGACAGUUCAGAUGAUGACAGUGAUACACCUACCAAGCCUGUGCCUCAGCCAUUGCCUCCUUGUAUACAUGACCUGCUACAACAGUCCUGUCUGCUGCCUGCUCUUUCCUCCUACUUGCGCAACGACUCUGUGCUGGACAUGGCCAGACACAUUCCCCUGUACCGCAGUGUUCUACAACUGCUACGGGCUAUUGCUCAGAAUGCUCAAUUGGUACCGCUGUUGCUACCGAGGCCAAAGCAAAACUCCCUGCAGUUAUCCACUGUGUGUCUACUUCAGAAGAUGAAGAUUGUUGUUGACACAUAUGCCUCAAGAUUAAAAAUAAACAAGCCCAAGAAUCAGAAAAAACUGACGAGGGUCACUAAUAGCCUAAAGUCCCAGCUGAACUCCACAGAGACAGCUGAGUCUGACGAAGGCUUAGCUUUGCUCAUCCCAGACAUUCAGGAAACUGCCAACCUAGUCCAGGCUGCCACAGACAAGUUGAUUUAUGAAUCUGAAUCAGAUUCAGAAAGUGGGUUGGGCCAUGAUCUUGAGUUGCCUGUGCAGAAAACGUUAGAACAAAGGUAUUUGGAAGUGAUGAAGCCGAUGCAGUUUGAGACGUAUGAGAUGAUAAGUGAGUCAAGUGAUGGUAACGGGUUCCAGUUCGUAGUGUCUUAUCACUUUGAGUCGAAUGUGAGGGCGGGAGGAGACAGGAGUCACCCAGCCAGAGUAAAGCGCUUGGCUCAAGAGACUGUCACAUUGUCUACCUCAUUACCACUGUCAUUCAGCAGCUCUGUGUUUGUCAGAUGUGACACAGACCGUCUGGAUAUCAUGAAGGUUUUAAUAACAGGUCCAGCUGAGACGCCAUAUGCCAAUGGAUGUUUUGAGUUGGAUGUGUAUUUUCCACCUGACUACCCCAACUCUCCCAUGUUGAUCAACUUGGAGACGACAGGUCACCAUACAAUACGCUUCAACCCUAACCUCUACAAUGACGGAAAGGUGUGUCUCAGCGUGCUCAACACGUGGCAUGGUCGGCCGGAGGAAAAGUGGAACGCCCAUACAUCCAGCUUCCUUCAGGUGUUGGUGUCGAUUCAGUCCCUUAUUCUAGUCCCUGAGCCGUACUUCAAUGAGCCUGGCUAUGAGAGGUCUCGAGGUACACAAGCUGGCAAUCAGAGCUCUAGAGAGUACAACUCUAACAUCUGCCAAGCGACAGUCAAGUGGGCCAUGCUAGAGCAGCUACGCAACCCUUCGCCUUGCUUUAAACAGGUGAUACAAACUCACUUCUGGAUGAAGCGCAAGGAGAUCAAGAAGCAGAUAGAAGGAUGGAUAAGUGACAUGGAGUCUCAGGCAGCAGAUAGACGCACUGGCCGUACCAUCUCCCUCAACACCAUGGCUCUCAAGCGACAUUAUCAGCAACUGUGUGAAGAACUAGCCAAACUGAAACCACCCCUAGGGAUGGAAGAUCUAGCAGACGUAGAUGAACCGACCUGGCAACAAGACAUGGAGAAACUAGUGUCGCAAGUUUGCGAAUAAACUUUUUUAAUCGUAUAUAUUUUUCUAAAUAGUAAAAUUCCAUGUACAGCAAAACAAAGGGCUAGGAUAAUCCUUUUUACUACCGAGUAUUUAUUUAAUGGAUGCUGGAUAUACUAAAGGUAUCCGUUAACCCAGCAUCAAUUGUAUAGGUGUUUCCAUUGUACAAAACCCUUGAGCGUAUGAUGUAUAAAGUGUGUAAACAAAUGCGGCACAAAAAUUGUUGCUGCGAGCAGUCUAGGUCUGUGAUUUUUUAUUUUCUUUUAAGUGUACAUUAUUGUAGAAGAGAUAGGCUGUUUUACUUUUUGCGAUUAAGGCAAUUCACUUGUAACUUAAACCAAAAAUGCAAUUACAUAAACUAACGGAAUACAUUUGAUUUUAUAUGGAUGCCUGUUUUCUUUAUACUAUGAUUGAAUACUGUUAAGAGAUUUGAUAUUUUUGUCAAUAUCUCAUACUUUUAGACAUACUUGUUAUAAGUUGUACGUUUCAAAGAACUUUUGUAUAUAAUAGUUGCCAAAAAUAUUGAUUGGUUUGGUACAUAUAUCAGACUUUCAGAUGACGUGUACUGAAAUCAAAACUGUUACCUUGGAAAUAUAAUUAUUAAGUUAUAUUUUAUA
Molecule: messenger RNA, 13807 nt
Organism: Macrosteles quadrilineatus (aster leafhopper)
Lineage: Eukaryota; Metazoa; Arthropoda; Insecta; Hemiptera; Cicadellidae
Gene: Bruce
Product: baculoviral IAP repeat-containing protein 6
Exons: 66
Coding region: 111-13193 (4360 amino acids)
Biological process (GO): apoptotic process; negative regulation of apoptotic process; regulation of cytokinesis
Cellular component (GO): nucleus
Molecular function (GO): cysteine-type endopeptidase inhibitor activity; ubiquitin conjugating enzyme activity
Source: RefSeq, a predicted model, not a curated record